AUGGAGCUCGACGAGGGCUGCGGCGGCGCGCCAGCCGGCCUCCUGACCGGUGUCCGGCCGGCGCUCUCCGGCGCCGGCUCGCCUCUCAAGGCGUUCGGCGGGGGCUGCGCAUGCUGCCCGGCUGGCGCCGACGCCUCGCCCGCCUGCGACGUCUGCCACGACGACGGCGCCGACAAGACGGCCGAGGAGGCUGCAGCGGCCGGCGGCGGGCCUGCUGAGGGCGCCGGCGGGGGGAGGGGGGGCAAGCGCCGCCGCCACAACAAACGCGGCGGAGCCGGCGGCGGCCGAGGCGGCGCGGGCGGCCUCCGCCAGGGCGGCGGCGGAGGCGGCAGCGAGAGCGGCGGAGGCGGCGACGGCCGCAGCGGCGGCGACGGCGACGGUGGCAGCGACGGCGGCGGCGGCGGCGGCGGCGGCGGCGGCGGCGACGGCGACGGCGGCGGCGGCGGCGGCGGCGGCGGCGGCGGCGGCGGCGGCGGCGGCGGCGGCGGCGGCGGCGGCGGCGGCGGCGGCGGCGGCGGCGGCGGCGACAGCGGCGGCAACGGCGGCGACGGCGACGGCGGCGGCGGCGGCGGCGGCGGCGGCGGAG
Emiliania huxleyi CCMP1516 is the source of this 586-nucleotide messenger RNA. RefSeq lists its product as hypothetical. The record is from RefSeq and is a predicted model, not a curated record. The annotation marks the transcript as partial. NCBI's taxonomy places the organism in Eukaryota, Haptophyta, Isochrysidales, Noelaerhabdaceae. The transcript has a single exon.